Molecule: messenger RNA, 1146 nt
Organism: Penicillium paradoxum
Lineage: Eukaryota; Fungi; Ascomycota; Eurotiomycetes; Eurotiales; Aspergillaceae
Exons: 2
Coding region: 1-1146 (381 amino acids)
Biological process (GO): methylation
Molecular function (GO): methyltransferase activity
Source: RefSeq, a predicted model, not a curated record
AUGGAGCCAGUUGAAAUCAAAACACAGGGGGAAGCAUCUGCUGGCCAUCUACAAGAUGAUUUCCAGCUUACUGAAGAUAGUAUGGAUACUCAGAAGGAGGGACGCAAAACGGUGGUGCCUUAUCUGUUGGAGAUGAGUCCUGAGUUUCGAAGGCUCAAUGAAGUGAGACAACAAGCGUGGGAAGCCCCGGGGGGCGAUGAGUACUUUGCAAACAUCAGUCGAGGAAGGAACAACACUGACCAGAAGAACUCCACUCGAUACUACAAAUUCAUGAAAGUGGUAGGCUGCGAACUUGAUAGAAUAACCAAAGCCUUUCAACUGCAACCUCCGGCCUCACACCCAGUUGCCAUUCUCGAUUUUUGCAUGGCUCCUGGGGCAUUCCUUGAGAUAGGCUUGAAAAAGAACCCAGGAUCGCAUGCUCUAGCUUUUACCUUGCCUAUCUCUUGUGGCGGGUAUCGAAACUGCUUGGAAGAAACUCCCAGGGUCAAGCGAGUAUUCCUCGAUGUGACCAUGCUGGCUGCAGACAUGGAUGUGGAUCAAAUUCCCGCAGGCCAUCCGGACGCGGAGAACUUCUUGCCGCGACAGCUCAAGGAAGACCAGUUCUUCGAUUUGAUCAUAUGCGACGGUCAGACGUUGGAUCAACACUCGCGUGCAUCCUAUCGAGAGAAACGCGAAGGAAGGCGUUUGUCCCUCACGCAACUCGCCCUUGGUCUUCAACAUCUCAGGUCUGGUGGAACAAUGAUUGUAUCUUUUCGCAAGCUUGAAGCGUGGAGCACUGUCAACUUCAUCUGGACAUUUCAACAGUUCUCGUCGGUUCGCCUUUUCAAGCCAAAGAAGGCUAGUUCCAAGCGGUCUUCCUUUUACAUGAUUGCUUCUGGAAUUGAGAGUCAGCAUACAGAGGCUAUUGAAGCAGUUGCGCGGUGGAAGAGAGCUUGGCAGCUUGCCACAUUCGCCUCGGACGAAGAGUAUGACAAGAUGGUCUGGGAGGAAGACCCAUCCGGGGAGUCAUUGAUCGAGAGCUUUGGGGCUGAUCUUGUCGAUCUGGGUAAGAUGGUUUGGAAGAUACAGGCGGAUGCACUGGCCGAGGCUCCAUUCAUGAAGGGAUCGCAGGAGUCCAUGGAAAAAGAAAGAGGGACUAAGAUGUAG